UCAUAAACGCUUGUUGUUCGAAUCGAGAUCGGGCAUUGAAAACUGCAGCAUGUCUGCUAUUCAGGUGCCACAAAGAAAGCCGAAACAAUAGCGGAUCGGCCGGCAGACAGCCUGGACGAAUUGAGCGCCAGGAUUAGAGAUUACACACGGGAUCCUACACAGAGAUCCCUUUUUCGGGCCCGACAACAGGUAAUUCCAUCGAAAAUCGUCGGCCACGUAAACAGACGAGGCAAGGACAACAACUGGUUUAUGACACCCUCGAGAAGAUUGCCAGCCUGCGGAUUAGGGACUCCCUAUUCCCAAUUCAGGUACGCGAUGGGAAAAUCUUUUCCAUUUGUGCCAAUCCGUUUUUGUGGGAGGCUCUGCAAAUUACCUAAUGUUGCAUAAAACGGAUGACCAGGAGGAGGGGCAGCACAGUCAUCUCGAGGACAGCAAAGCGUACACCACUACUCUGAUAUCAAUCGAGAAUGGAUAACUAUAACCACAAGAAAUUUACUGGAGCUCUGAAGCGAAAGCGCAGCAUGGAUGCGGACUCCGACGACGAUGUGGUCUUCAUCAUGGAGCAGCCAGGACAACGCACUCCAGAGCAGCCACAGCCCAAGCGACGCUUCUUCCGACCCUGGUUGGAUGAGUCCCCGGAAGAGGAGCAACCACAGCCGCCACGUAAGAUUGUGGCUACAUCGACACCGCCGCCACCGCAAGUGGAUGCCACCUACCACGCCAACAUGGUGCGCAAUCACCACAAGCGACGCCAGCGCAGUCCGCAGGAGCAACUGCGUCGGGAUCGCAACACCUUGGCCAGCCUGCGCCACCGACGCUCCCAGCAGCAACAGCAGCAGCUCAUCGAACAGCAGUACCUGACCAGCCGCAUCCAGCACGAGGCCAAUCUGCAGCAGCAGAUCCGCCUGAGCCUCUACUACGUGCGCUUCCUGCAGCAGGCGAUGGCCUCCACGGAGCCACUGCCUCCCACGCAGCCAAGGCACAUGAUGCCGCGCCAACAGACCACCACCCAGCAUCCUUGAAGGGUGGACAUGGAGCUACGACUAGGCGCUGCUCAAAGCGCUCUAACUUAUUGUAGAAUAGCUGAAUAGUGAUUGUGAUUAC
Drosophila mauritiana is the source of this 1104-nucleotide messenger RNA. Its product is annotated as protein PRRC2A. The record is from RefSeq and is a predicted model, not a curated record. The coding region runs from base 468 to 1022 and encodes 184 amino acids. Lineage: Eukaryota; Metazoa; Arthropoda; Insecta; Diptera; Drosophilidae. The transcript has 2 exons.